AUGGCGAAGAAAAACACCGUUACUGGUUCGAAAAUAAAGCGGAAAAGACAAGAUGAGUCACCGGAGGUUUCGGAGUCAGAAGAAAUUGACGUGCAAGGACUCAUAGAUGACGAAGCCAGCGAAGAUUCUGAGGAUGAAGUUGAGAGCGAAGACCAAGUAUUUGAGAAUUCUGACGCCGAUUCCGACGAGGAACUCAACAAUUUGAUUGGAGAAGAAGAAGACGUUAGCGACGUGGACUCGGAGGACUUCUCGGACGAGCUUCAAGACGACUCGAAUAGCAUAACUGACAAAUUGACCAAUGUUCGUAUCAGGACCUCAUCGCAGAGUUCGAAUGAAAACGUUCAUGGAUUAUUUGCAGAUGGAACCGAACGUAUAAUAAAACCGGAAAUAGAACCUGUUUACGACAGCGACGACAGUGAUCACGAAAACUUCAAUACCAUUGGAAAUAUUCCCUUGUCUGCCUAUGAGGAAAUGCCCCACAUUGGGUACGAUAUCAAUGGUAAGAGGAUCAUGAGACCUGCUAAGGGUUCAGCCUUGGACCAGUUGUUGGAGUCCAUUGACCUUCCUGAAGGCUGGACAGGACUUCUCGACCAGAACACUGGCUCUUCGUUGAAACUUACCGACGAAGAGUUGGAGUUGAUUCGUAAGAUUCAACACAACGAAAACACCGACGAUAAUAUCAAUCCAUACGAACCCACCAUCGAGUGGUUUACGUCUAAGACCGAAGUCAUGCCUCUCACAGCAGUCCCUGAGCCUAAAAGACGUUUUGUUCCUUCGAAACAUGAGGCUAAGCGUAUCAUGAAAAUUGUAAGGGCUAUAAGAGACGGUAGAAUUGUUCCACCUGAGAAGCGAAAAGAACAACAAGAUGAAGAACAGUACAAUUUCGACUUGUGGGACGACAACACCGAUGAACCCAAUGAACAUAUCAUGAACUUGAGAGCUCCCAAACUUCCUCCACCCACUAACGAGGAGUCGUAUAACCCACCAGAAGAGUAUCUUAUGACAGAAGAGGAAAGAAAGAAAUGGGAAGAAACCGAUCCUUCUGAGAGAGAGACAAACUUUAUUCCACAAAAGUAUGGAUCUCUCCGUAAAGUUCCAGCAUACCAGGAGAAUUUGAGAGAAAGAUUCGAAAGAAGUUUGGACUUAUACUUGGCUCCUAGAGUUCGUCACAACAAGUUGAACAUUGACCCCGAUUCAUUGAUUCCAGAUUUACCAUCUCCCAAAGAUUUGCGUCCUUUCCCUAUCAAAUGCUCAACUAUAUUCCAGGGCCAUAUUGGCAGAGUGAGAACGUUGUCCAUUGAUCCACUGGGAUUGUGGCUCGCUACUGGAGGAGACGACGGUACAGUCAGAGUGUGGGAGAUUCUUACGGGAAGACAAGUUUACCAUUGUGAUGUCGUUGACAAGAAGAAAGAUGACGACAACAUUGAUAGCUUAGAAUGGAAUCCAGAUGCCAGUGUUGGUAUAUUAGCUGUGGCUGCUGGUGAGUCGGUAUACUUGUUGGUACCUACAAUUUUGGGAUACGAAAUUGAGAACGCUGGAAGACUGAAGAUUGAAGUAGGAUGGGGUUACGAUACUUAUGGUAACAAGAAUAAGCGAGGAGAUCUCAAUGUUAAUGGAGAAGAGGAUAAUGAGAGUGGUGCGAAUGAGGUGAAGAAAGAAGUCACCAAAUGGUUGACACCAAUGGAAGGUCAAUCUCAACAAGGUAUUGCUGCAAUUAUACAGUGCAGAAAGGCUGUUAAAAACUUGUCGUGGCAUCGUAAGGGAGAUUAUUUUGUCACUGUAUCUCCCGAUAGUGGAAACACUUCGGUGUUAAUUCACCAACUUUCCAAGCACUUGUCACAAUCUCCUUUCCGCAAGUCCAAAGGUAUUAUCGUCGAUGCCAAAUUCCACCCAUUUAAGCCUCAACUUUUCGUGGCUUCGCAAAGAAGUAUCAAGAUCUACGACUUGUCUCAGCAAGUUUUGACCAAAAAGUUGAUGCCUGGUGCCCGUUAUUUAUCGGGAAUUGAUAUCCAUCCUCGUGGUGAUCAUCUCUUGGCUUCUUCCUACGACAAGCGAGUCUUGUGGCACGAUUUGGACUUGUCUAAUACCCCAUAUAAGACAUUAAGGUAUCACGAAAAAGCCGUUAGAAACAUCAAGUUCCACAAGGGACGCUUACCCUUGUUUGCAUCAGCUUCCGACGAUGGCAGCGUCCAUGUAUUCCAUGGCACAGUCUACGACGACUUAAUGACGAACCCAUUAUUGGUUCCAUUGAAAAAAUUGACGGGACAUAAAGUUGUUCAUAGUUUGGGAGUGUUGGACUUGGUAUGGCACCCUAAGGAAGCAUGGUUGUUCACAGCGGGAGCCGACGGAACCGCUCGGUUGUGGACCACGUAA
Molecule: messenger RNA, 2373 nt
Organism: Meyerozyma guilliermondii ATCC 6260
Lineage: Eukaryota; Fungi; Ascomycota; Pichiomycetes; Serinales; Debaryomycetaceae
Gene: ERB1
Product: Erb1p
Exons: 1
Coding region: 1-2373 (790 amino acids)
Biological process (GO): ribosome biogenesis; maturation of LSU-rRNA from tricistronic rRNA transcript (SSU-rRNA, 5.8S rRNA, LSU-rRNA)
Cellular component (GO): preribosome, large subunit precursor; PeBoW complex
Molecular function (GO): protein binding; ribonucleoprotein complex binding
Source: RefSeq, a predicted model, not a curated record